Messenger RNA from Naegleria fowleri, 2328 nucleotides. RefSeq lists its product as uncharacterized. NCBI's taxonomy places the organism in Eukaryota, Heterolobosea, Eutetramitea, Acrasida, Naegleriidae. The coding region runs from base 1 to 2328 and encodes 775 amino acids. The transcript has a single exon. Gene Ontology annotation, molecular function: protein kinase activity; ATP binding. The record is from RefSeq and is a predicted model, not a curated record. Gene Ontology annotation, biological process: protein phosphorylation.
AUGGAAUACAAUGAACAAUUAGAUUCCAUGAGUGCGUUUCAAAAAUUAAUGACAACUGACUUGGUCAUGAGUGAUGUGAAUAUUCCACAAGUAUUUUCGAAUGGUGUUUAUGAAAAUUCACAACCAUUGCCUAUUAAUGGUACAAGUUGUGUGCAGAACAUGUUUGGUGUGUUGGUGUUUUGUGUGAAUUCACAGUUUACAACAACAGAUUCAAAUGCCAUUUCACAAAUGAAUUUAUCACUCGAUACGUUGGUGAAAAUUUAUGAUGGAACAGUAAGAUAUUGGAAUGACACGAGAAUUGUGAAUGACAAUCCAUCACUCGCUUCACAAUUACCAUUUACGGAAAUUAAGUUGUUGACGCGUUCGGGUUCAAGUGGUACAAGUUUCAAUGUUUUGAAUUAUUUAGCAACGAUGAACUCUGAAUUUGAAAAGAAAUAUCAAAUAUAUUCAAAACCAACUUUGAACCUUAGACAAGUUUUGAAUUUACCAAAUUUGGUGACAUCCGUUGACAUUUCAACGAAUACAGAAAUGAUUCGAAAUGUCAACUCAAUGGAAGGUUCAAUUGGUUACACAAGUUUAAAUGUUUACAACAACAUACCAAGUGCUCAAAAAUCAAGAACAGUUCUAGUGAACAUUAUUUUAAAUGGUGUCACAGUUUCACCAAAUUUAGAAAAUGUCAAAUCUACCAUUUCCAAAUACGAUUCAAAGACACUCACUUCCUCAAGUAUAUUUUCACAAAGUCUCAAAAUUGCACAAUCCUUCACCACUUCCUCCACCUUGUACUAUCCAUUUGUCACUUUUACUUUUUGGUGUGUCAAAACCUCUUAUUCCAAUGCUGAAGAAGGAACUUCUAUUUUACAAUUUAUGUUGAAUUCAUAUCGAGCCAUGGAUUCUGCAUUUAAGGUCAAUCUCUCACCUGAUGCGUCAUUAUCAUUCAUGAGUGAAAAUAUGAAUGAUUCAGAAUUAGUGACUGUCAAGUCCUCAACAAAUUCAAUUUCUACCACUCGUUCUACUACUUCUUCUUUGAUGACAACUUCAAUCACUACUUCUUCUUUGAUUACCACUCUGAGAGAACGACUUGUACAUUUUGAAAUGAAAAGAACUGAAGAUGUAUUCAGGAGUGGAACGAGUGCACUCAUGACCUCCUUAUCUACUUUUAAUUUUAAAACAUUGAGUGAUCGGAUGAUGUGUGACAACAAAAAGUGUUCCUCUCUUCUUCAAAAUAAUUCUCUUCCAACCACUUCUCCUUUUGAAUUAUUUUUAAUUAUUGCCAUUCCAAUUAUGGGUGUCUUGAUUCUCUCCAUUCUUGCCAUUGUGAUAGGAAUUAUUUCCUAUUGCAUUGUGAAAAGAAGAAGAAGAAGUAAAACACCCUCUCAAUUGAAUCAACAAUUAUUGGAUGAUAUGGAUGAUGAUCAACAACAACAAGAUUCAGCUUCUACUUAUACCUAUACUCCAAAAUUAUUUGAAUACGAUCAAUUGAAAAGUACAAUCAAAGCAGAUGAAUUAACAUUGGAUGAACAAAUUGGAAGUGGAUCAUUCAGUGAGGUCUAUAAAGGUCGAUGGCUCGGUGCAAUCGUAGCUGUGAAACGUUUCAUGAUUAAUCAUCAUGUUGAAAGUGAAGAAGUGAUACAAGAUUUUAUUAAGGAAUCCAAAUUAAUGUCAAAAUUAAGACAUCCCAAUGUGGUACAAUUUUUAGGAGUUUGUGUUCAAAUGCCACACUUGUACAUGGUCACUGAAUUUUGUGAAAGAGGAAAUUUACAACAUAUUCUCAAAGAUAAGAAAAUCAAAUUAUCGCUUCGAAAAACAAUUUCAUUGGCUCUAGAUGCUGCUCGUGGAAUGCUCUAUCUUCAUAGUAAUAAUCCUCCAAUUGUUCAUAGAGAUUUUAAGAGUGCCAAUUUAUUGGUCGAUAAAAAUUGGUCUGUCAAAGUGGCUGAUUUUGGAAUGAGUAGAAUUUUAGAUUCACAACAACAAAUGACAGUUUGUGGAACAGCUGAAACUUGUGCUCCUGAAGUGUUAAAACGAAGUAUGUACACUGAGAAGGCAGAUGUUUAUUCUUAUGGAAUUGUUUUGUGGGAAUUAUUCACGAGAGGUCAAUUGUAUCCUGGUUUGGGAUUUUAUGAAUUGUCAUCGAGAGUGGUCAAUGAAGGAUUGCGACCUGAUAUGACUGGACCUCGAUUCACAGAAGGUCAUAUUCCAAAAGAAAUUGUUUCUCUCAUGACUCAAUGUUGGGAUGAAGAUCCAAAUGUGAGACCUGAUUUUGGAAGAAUUGUUGAAAUUUUGGAAGAAGAAUUGGAGAUGGAAUUGGAACGAAGUAGAAAGACAAAAUAA